Messenger RNA from Trichoderma gamsii, 1470 nucleotides. RefSeq lists its product as hypothetical. The transcript has 7 exons. Lineage: Eukaryota; Fungi; Ascomycota; Sordariomycetes; Hypocreales; Hypocreaceae. The coding region runs from base 1 to 1470 and encodes 489 amino acids. The record is from RefSeq and is a predicted model, not a curated record.
AUGGAUGAUUACAUGUUCAAGUUCUUCGUGGAUGAGUGUCGCGUUGUGGAGGAGAAGACGAGCUACAUUGAGAUUUUCAAUUACUCUGACCCGUUUUACAACUCCGUCGAAGAGCAUCCGCUGCCCUCGUCCGAGUUUGAGAACUUUUUGAAUCAAAGGGGUGCUUUUGAGCCGCCACAGAAGAUGCGUGAAGGGACCAAACUCCUCAGCGGUAUUCGACUCAUUAUCCAAGAAAAUGCUCAGCACAAGGACACGUUUAUGCCAAAAGUCAUCUCCCUACCAAAGGAAAAGUACAUGUCCAUGAUUAGGACCCUGAAGCUGCCCUUUCGAGGCAUAGAAACGUCGUCUGUGGUUGGGCCGUUCUUCUGGUGUGCCUACGACCAGGACGACGAUGAUCCCCAUCUGCAAAUCGUGCACCGCAAAUCAGAUGUCCGCAAAAAGGGCAAAACCCGCGGCUGGGAGAUGAUGCUGUCGUACGCCUUCAAAACCGGCAUCACCACGGGCUUUAUGAAGGGCACGCCAAGCUCGGACAUUACCCAGGCGCUCAAGCACCUCCGCGAGUGCUACGGUCAGGUUGGCCACCCGAUGCUCCUCCCGACCAUUCUUCUCUCGCACGACCUCUCGCCCGCCAACGACCAGAAGCAACGCGAUGCUCGAGACUGGCUGCGUCGACUGGAGAACGCGGUGAGCUUGCGCGACGAGGUUGAGCCGGAAGAGCAGUACUUCCAGGAUGGAAUCUUGUCCAUUGACGGGCUGAACCGUGAUUUAGUGGAGUGCCAUAGCCAUGUCAUGUGGAAGCGGCCGCAGGCGUACUUUGCGCUGGUGCGGGAGAUGGAGCUCUCGAUGGAGCGGUUCAAGGUUCUUUGGUAUGACUGGAAGAAGGAUUUCUUGACGGAUGAGGAGAUUGCGCAUAGGAAGACGAUUGAUCAGCUGCAUAGGAGCAUGAUCGCCCGGAUGGAGUUUUACAGAGUCAAGCUCAAGGGGUUGGAGAAUUACAUCCACACUACGCUGGAGAGGUUGAAAGUGCAGCGAGAAGCGCUUUAUAACAUCAUGUCUCAACGAGAAGCACGGCUCAACCUCGAAAUUGCCGGAGAGCAGCGUCGCAUCGCACAUGCGAGCAAGCGAGACAGCACAGCCAUGAAGACCAUAUCUCUGAUGGGCGCACUCUUCUUGCCGGGCACGUACCUUGCUUCUGUCUUUAGCAUGACGUUUUUCAAUUUUCAAUCUGGAGCCGAGCCCGUCAUCUCCAACUGGCUCUGGGUCUACUUCAUCAUCACCGUCCCUCUGACCGUCCUCAUCGUCGGCUCCUAUAUCUGGUACGACCGCCGCAAGGAAGCCCGCUAUGCAAACGACGACAAGGAGCUGGAGGGCGACAUUGAGCAGAUGGAAGUCAGCAUCAUGAAGUCGCUCCGUAGGAGGACGAUGAGCAAAGCGAAUACCUGGAACUCGCUCGCUAGCCCAGCGCCUUGA